Messenger RNA from Diachasmimorpha longicaudata, 2955 nucleotides. RefSeq lists its product as uncharacterized. The record is from RefSeq and is a predicted model, not a curated record. The transcript has 2 exons. The coding region runs from base 928 to 2955 and encodes 675 amino acids. NCBI's taxonomy places the organism in Eukaryota, Metazoa, Arthropoda, Insecta, Hymenoptera, Braconidae.
UGAUGCAGGAGGCCUACAGUAUUUUGUUAAGAGAUCUUGUUUGAAACGCGAAUGUUUAGCGCCAAAUUACAAAUGAAGGCCCCCGGUCAGGCCAAAAGGUCAGCAGCGACACCUCGGGUCACUAGACCCACGAGCUGACCCCGGAAGCCCAAAAACUCGCCCCAGUCUACCGUGGACAGCCAUCGAGUGCAGUAACGCGUAAAUCUUUAAGUACAUCUCCCAAUUCUACCCCAGUACAUCACCUAAGUGAAUCCCCAAGUGCAUCUCCUUCAGAGAUAAAAGGUCUAUUUCUACCUUACUAAGUUACUCAACAAAUCAAAAUAAGUGUGAAUCGAAUAUUCAAGAACAACUCAGUACAUUAUUAAUUAAUUGUUAAAUAUAUGUGUAAACCCUCGACUUUGGUGGCACGUGGCCCCAAUUAAACUUUUAUACAAAAGUGAAUAACGAACUUAAUUUCACCCGGAUUUAUCCUGUCAGAUCCUUCACCUGAUUCGUCAUCCACAUCCACCCUACAGAUUAGAACCUCCCCAAACAUUGGUCCUUCGAGCCGGAUAGUGCGUGUUAAAAAUCAAGUGAAGUGCCGCGUGUGAAAAAUUGGACGCCUCAUGCUUCUGGAAAUUUCGAGGUUCUCAUAAGUGCCAGCAAGGACUUCAACAGGCAGGAAAAUCAACGAGGGAUUAGCAGCGAGACACUUUGUUUACAUCAAACAAAGCCCAAGGUCAGUGGAAACCCAACGGUGAAAUUCCUCAAGUGAUCGGGAAGAUUCGAUAGUGUUCGAGCGCCUUCGGAGAGAGCCAAAACUUGGGCCGAAUAGUGAGCAACAGGUGGCGAUCGCAGCGUCACGGUCGAUAACCGGCCGACAGCAGACAUCCAACAGUCGGUAACUGAUCGAUACUCGUCAACUCGUCGAUAACCGAGCACCUCACCAUGAGCGAUCUCAACGAGCCCAGUGACAGCUCAACCCUCACGCCAAAGGAUAUCCCACAGGAGUCGUGCUCCUGGGCUGAUGCAGCGGAGGAAAUUAAAUUAACAGUGGUUGAUGAGUCCCUCAACAUCGAGCCAACCCCGACAAGGCCAAUCAAGGUGAGGCAUUCAGAAAUAGGAGCCUCCGAACAGGACAUCAGCGCACCUCAACGCAGCAAGCUUCGGUUGCUAAAAUACAAGUCUCAGGUCAUCAGAGAGGUGUAUCGGGAACUGUCUCGUAUAUACGAGACACAGAUCCCAUACACCAUAGAAGAAUUAGAAAGCCAACGGGAUAUUGUUGAGCCGGAGUGGGCCGAGCUCAACAAAAUUAAUGAUCUAUUAAUAGAUUCUCUGCCCGAAUACCACGACAAUCACCAGGGCAAGGAUUAUGACGAGGUGUCCCGUUACAAACGAGGUUGUUUAACCUUAAUGGGACAGAUAAGAGGCCAGAUCGUCAAUGCUAGGGAUGCAGCCAGAGCACAGGAUUCGACGUACGCUCACCAACUGGGGACCCUCAAGAUCAAACCCUUUGAUGGCAAAAGAAAGGAGUGGAGAGAGUUUAGUGAGUCGUUACUGACGAUGGUAGGGAAUGACGACACUAUUCCCCCAGUAAAGAAGCUCAUGUGGCUGAAGACGUUCCUGAAAGAGCUACCAGCCGAGCUCUUAGCUACAUUCAACACGCAGCCAGCGAGUUAUGAAAAGGCGUGGCAGAAACUCGUCAGGAGGUACGAGGACCCCAGGUUAGUGGCUCAAACACUAUUCAAUAAAGUAUUAGACUUGCAGCAGAUCCACAAGCCCACUGCCGAAAUCCUCGGAUCAAGAGCCUCAGCAGUGGUCGAGACCCUCGACCAACUGAAGGAAGUACCAGGGCUCGAUUCAGAGAACAUCACCGAGCAACUCUUCGCCCACAUAUUGAGAAGAUCACUGGAUGUGGAUACUCCCAAACAGUGGGAGGUCAAGUUGGGAACGUCUAAGGAUUUUCCCAGUCUACAGGAGUUCGUAGACUUUCUUGAGGCUUAUGGAAGAGCUCUCAACGCAGGAGCCAGUCUCAAGGAGUAUCAUGAGAGCGGUCCAGCAAAUAGGAAGCUCGUCACGAAAUUAAAAGAUGGAUACACAGCCACUCAACAGCAGGACGCCCAUUCUACAGAAAGGCUUCUCCCCAAGACGAACUGCGCGUAUUGCAAGGGAAGGCAUUUCAUAGCAGCUUGUCCCUUAUUUAAGACACUCAUCCCAGUAAAGACGAACGAGUUCGUCGUGAAUAAGGAGCUAUGCUUCAGGUGUUUGGGUCCCCAUCGAAAACCGAAAUGUAAAUCAACCAAGACGUGUCACGAGUGCAAUCGAGACCACCAUACGCUAAUCCACAACGGGAGCUCGUGGACAACGGCGCCAUCGAUGGGAGCAGGUUUCCGAGCAACGGAGAAAAAUGAUGAGCAUCCAAAACCAGGCACCUCAACCAGAUUAAGUACAUCAUCAGCAUCAACGGAGAUCAUCGACCAGAGGAUCAAUGAGGAGUCAACAGAAAUCCACGCAGUACAUCAGCCAGAAGAAGACCAACAAGCGGUAUUACUCGCCACCGCAAGACUAAGAGCACAUUCACCUAGAGGAUUCACGAUGAAAGCGAGAGCGCUAAUUGAUCAAGGAUCGGAGCUAUCCUUUAUUACUGAUCAAUUAGCAACAUCAACUGCAACUCAAGAGAAGGCCAUCAUCAACAGAACUAAUAGGAAUUGGCGGACUCAACUCAGGCAUCACUCAGGGCGUAGUGAACGUCAUUCUUCAGUCAACUCAGGGGCAGAGGCACAUCACAAUCAGCGCCCACGUACUGAGGAAAUUGACAACUACACUGCCAUCAUUCUCUUGUACAUUAGCAGACAUCGGCUCACUAGAGAACCUUCACCUAGCCGAUCCUCAAUAUCUCAAACCUGGACCGAUCGACAUCAUCAUAGGAGCAGACUAUUAUGGGCGGAUUAUCGAGAAUCAGAUCAUCAAGUCUAG